UGCAUUUGUUUCGCGUGGUCGUUACGGGUCGUCCCCCAAACUCGUUGAAUGAAGAUAGCCGUCGCAGAGCGCGUACAGCUGCAUCUGCUGAAGCCUUGACGCCUGCACAGCGAUACUCCGGUCGCAUCUACUUUUGCAUGCUAGCCGACCACCCAGUUGUAGUGUCUUUCGAGUUGGUUCGUCGGCGACUUUGGCCAAGGAGCGGCGAUCUACUGAAGACAAGGCGGUGACCAUGGCUUGGCGAACGUGCGCGAUCGCGCUGCUUUGCACCGCGCUGUCGUGCGCGCUCGCCGACGAAAUGCCCGAAUAUGCAUUCACAGAGCUCUGCCAGAACCAGUCUGCCGUCCUCACAGUCCGCAAAGCGGCUCUCGUGUGGCUCAACAGCUCGCAAGAAGAGUGCAGCGUGCGCGUCCGCUUUCCUUCCGGGCUCCUCAUCACGGUGGCCUCGCUGAACUUGACAGCUUCGGCAAACUGCACCGACAGCUAUCUAAAAGUGAUGGCUGGUGACGAAGUUGUGCCGGGAGGAGGGCCAUUCUGUGGCUACCAUGCAGAUGCUCGCGAGGCCACACCAUCUCUGCAGGUGGCAUUCCUGAGGCCACCAGAGAAUGGCUCCGUCGUGCUGAAUGUCAAUGCCACAUCACCAAGUAGCAACUUCACCUUGGUGCUCACGGCAUUUACAAAUGUGAGCAGUGAUGGUAGCUGCCCCAGCACGAGGCACGAGUGCUACAAUAAGCGCUGCAUUGCUUCGGAUAUCUUCUGCGAUGGCCACAAUCACUGCGGUGGGACGCAGGUCCCCCUGCCCGAGCAGUGUCCCAAUCCUGUUACUGUGGAGGCCACCUGGUGGGCCAUUGGAACAAUCAUCUUUGGCGUGAUCGCACUCAUCCUGCUUCUACCCUGCUUCGUGUGGACCGCGCUGCGUGGGGGCCAGAACAACGUGACCACACUGGUGCUUCCCGGUGCCAUGCGCAUUCCCAGCAAGAACGGCUCUUCGUCCCCGGCUGCCGCAGCCGCCGCAACGUCUCCGACGCCAGAGGCACCUUCCGUGAACGAUGCGCCGUCGUCUGUGGAUCACCAGCUCUCGGUGGAGUGCGCUCCUACGACGAGUGACAAGGCACGGCUCGUGACGUCUUGAAGGCUCGCGCACACUUCAGAUGUCGGUGCAUUCUCUUCCUAUGACCUUCAUGGUCGACUUGUUUGGUCGUGUCUUGGGCGGCUUACGAUGCCCACUGUUGCGUAGGAGAAACCAACAAUCAGUCGAGUUCAGCCCCGGCACACAAUGACCGGUUUUCCAUGCCAGUCCGUAGUGCCGCAAUUUAGCGUGUUUUUACCGUUGAUUCGGACAUUGGUAUUGAAAAUGCCCACUGGCAGAAAUUCUAAUCGAAAAGUAGAUUGUGGUUCCUCGGCCUAAAUGUUUCAUUUGCGACAGAGAUGGGGAUGAAUCUAACAGCUUUAGUUUGAGCCACCAUUUUAUGUAUGGCUAGCGCACCCUCUAGCUGUUGGCCUGGCCAUUUAAAAGUGCUGAUUCACGCUGUAAAGUUUUAAGAUUCUGGCACUACUAGCGAUCUGUUUGUUUACAAGGAAGAAGUGUGAAAGUUAAGUUAUGCACCAGUUCUGGACUGAGAGUUGUGCAUGGAACACAUGCGUGAGAAGGUGUCAUUUGUGACAUUGUCAGAGAUUCCGCUGCUUAGUUGAUAUUUCCUUUUGGUUUGACUGCCACAUAUGUGGUUAAUCAUCUCAUACUCACUCUCUUACUUUUCACUUCUGUGUUAUGUCAAGUGGUCCUACCUUGUAAAAAGCAGGCAAAGGGCCACAGAUUUACGACAACCUCGAGGAGCGCUUUGAGUUGAUGUAUCCUCGUGUUGACUGUGUCAUUGUCCACAGUUGAAAUGUUGGAUCCGCAGGCAGUAGAUGGGUGGUGUCAGCAGUAGCUUUUACCAUCCUGUGGUUUAGGUAGUUGCAAGCUUUAAAAGAGACGCUGCCUCGCCACGGUGGUCUAGUGGUUAUGGCGCUCGACUGCUGACCCGAAGGUCGCGGGAUCGAAUCCCGGCUGCGGCUUCUGCAUUUUCGAUGGAGGCGAAAAUGUUUAAGGCUCGUGUACUUAGAUUUAGGUGCACGUUAAAGAAACCCAGGUGGUCGAAAUUUCCGGAGCCCUCCACUACGGUGUCCCUCAUAAUCAUAUCGUGGUUUUGGGAUGUUAAAUUCCAAAUAUUAUUAAUAUUAAAAGAGACGCUGACUGUUUCCCAUUGAGCAACUUAGAAAGUUCUGCCUCAUCUGUAGGUCAUCAUCGGGGCUCAUAUGGAAGAAGAAAGCACAGAUCACUUAGGUUCCUUGUGGGUCAGCUGAGUUCAGUGGGGACCCAUAUGUACAGAUGAGUGUAUUUAAAACCUGACCGUAACUUCAUGAGCAAAUACUGUGCGUACUGACGUGGUAUUGAAUGGACAUAGGCACGGAGAACAGGUGAAUAAGUCUUUGAAUGAAAACCAGAGCGAAAGGCUGUACUGAGCUGGAGGCAUGUGUUUUUCAAGCAGUUGUCUGCCAUUUGCCUACGCGUUAUGACUUAAAAAGCCAUACUUCUUUUUCCAAACUUCGGGUAAACAAAUGUACAAAUGUGUGCCUUCCAGCCAGUGUUUGUUCUGUGUUGCUUUCUCUUUUUUUUUUGACAGAACAGCUGCAGUGACAUCAGCAUAUGCAAGCGGUUCCUGUGACUUUGGAAAGCUUCCGUAUGUGUUUUAAGUACUAACCUACAUAAUGAUGUUUCAGUAUCCGAAAGUCAGGUGUGUCAAGAGCCCAAAAAAGGUGAUCGGUAACAGACCAUUGUUGUUACAGGUACAGUUAUUUUUUCAUUUCCUAUACCUUAAUAAGUCUGCAUUCUCAUGGUAAAGAAUAUGAAGUCUGUAAAAACCUGCACGCCAUAACUGUACAGCACUUCAUAUGUGAUUCUCUCCAUAGCUGUUAUAUGCUGCUACAGAAGUACUAUGUUUGCAGCUUAACGUUCAGGCAAAGGUACAGUACAUGUACUAUGCAGAAUAUCCACAUCGAUACAGUGCAACUCUUCUAAAUUCUCAAUAUUAGUCUGUUCCACUUUCUACAUCUUGGGUAAGUUCAGCUUUGUGGUCAGGAUUUUACCAACAGCUCUUUUCGGGACAGUGCAGUUUAUCAGGCAUUAUGAUUUGCAUGGCCAUAGAGAGCAACAUCCAACAGCUCUUUUCGGGACAGUGCAGUUUAUCAGGCAUUAUGAUUUGCAUGGCCAUAGAGAGCAACAUGCGUUAUCUCGCAUACCAACCAACGCCACGUGCCUAUGAACAUGAAAAGGCACAUAACACGCACAUCCACUGAGUGAGCCGAGGGAGCAGCAUUUUUUAAUAAAUUGAUAGGCUGUGAAAGCUGUUGGAGAACAACACCAAAAUUGCAUUGCACCUUUCAAGUGUUUGCAUUCAUGUUACUUUCAUAACUUAGUCCCAUGCAGUGUGCGCAAGAACAUGUUGGGAGCAGGCAUACAAAUUUGGUCGACCAUCUCGGUUUUCACAUGCUGUGUGUUGCUUCUGUGGUAAGGUACAGUAGCUUCCAAGUCAGACAUUUAGUGUUCAGUUAACAUUCAGUGUUCCUGCUUUUCUGUUAUACCUUGCUUAUGUUAAUGAGCUGACCAGUUAUGUGUACAAUUUAUCAACAGUGCUUAUACAAGCGACAGGUGUAACAUUUCUCGACUAAAUCUCAUUUCUGUUGCCUUCGUGAUUUUUAGGAAAAGACCUUCUUUUUUGGAGCUGGUCAAAAGUAAAAUUUCAGGGCCUUUCUGCAGCCUUGUACAUUUGUGGCCAAACUCGCGUUUGCAAUUGUUAACAGAGCUGAACACGUGAAGUUGCAGCAGGCAGCAUUGCUGAGCAGUCUUUAUGACUGUAGUGUCUCUCCAAUCACUCCCAACUCUCCAGCUUUGUGACUAUGAGAACCAUGAGAAUGUGUACAUGUUGCUCCAAGUGACCGAUCACAUUGCUUCACAUUGCACUAUAGUUUGUAGCACUUGUUUCUCAUUUAAAUGUUAUCAUUAUGCUCUUACACUCAUCACUUAGUUAGAAGGGGCAUUGCAUGAAGGUAAAAGCAGUUUCCUUGUGCAUUUCAUGUUUAAUUCUGGCUUGGUGAGUGAAAAAUCUGAACGUUUAAAUGGUUGCUGACUGCUCUGCGCUCUUUGGGUCCUAUGCUAACAGUCAUCCGUCCAAGCAUGGCAAUGCUGUUUCAUUUAGGCAUUGAGAGAACAUGCAUUUUGACGAGUUUCCAUUGAGAGUUGGGAUGAUGAGUCAUGGUUUGUUAAACCAAGUGUUACUUAUCAAGAGGAGCAUGUUCUUUUCUUUAUUGCCUUUAUGCUGCGACUCAUUCGUUAUGCAUGAGAAACCUUGAAAUGCACGGGAAACUGAAAUGUAAGGAAGCACAUUGUGAAUGCUUUCUUCUAAUGCUGUAGAGGUGUGAAAUGCAUUCCACAUCAUCAUGACAUCCCUUCUCCGCAGCGGCUCAGUGUUCCACUUCUUGGGCACAAGGUCAUGGGUUCGAUUCCUAACCACUGCAACAGCAUUCUGAAAUGGGAAAGCACUCUUUUAAUUUAAAUUGGUGAUCUGACAUCUGUUAUAUGCCAUUUUCUUGCUUUCGUUUAAUGUUCAAACCCUGUGAACCCUAGUAUAGUUUACCGUAAUGCUUCCUUGCAUUAACCAGUUUCUGUAGGCAAGACAUGAAUGCAUGACGAUAAAUUGAUUCAUUGGCUUGC
Molecule: messenger RNA, 4750 nt
Organism: Rhipicephalus sanguineus (brown dog tick)
Lineage: Eukaryota; Metazoa; Arthropoda; Arachnida; Ixodida; Ixodidae
Exons: 4
Coding region: 233-1132 (299 amino acids)
Molecular function (GO): protein binding
Source: RefSeq, a predicted model, not a curated record